Desarmillaria tabescens is the source of this 1311-nucleotide messenger RNA. Its product is annotated as Ribokinase-like protein. The transcript is spliced from 5 exons. NCBI's taxonomy places the organism in Eukaryota, Fungi, Basidiomycota, Agaricomycetes, Agaricales, Physalacriaceae. The record is from RefSeq and is a predicted model, not a curated record. The coding region runs from base 142 to 1098 and encodes 318 amino acids.
UAUCAUACGCGAAAAAUUUCCGCCCCUACACAACUUUCAGAAAGCAGCCCGAAUUAUUAGGGGAAGAGUCGUAUGAACGGCGAACCUCGGCCGCGGCCUAUCGCCUGCACACGAUAACGACGGACGGACAGCGAUCUUGGCAUGGCUUCUCUUACUCUCGCCACUAUCGGUACAAUUCUCAUCGAUAAUAUCCACCACUCUGAUGUAACCGAAAGUCAUCUCGGCGGCGGUGGGCUAUACGCAGCUGUUGGUGCACGCGUGUGGAUACCGCCAGAAACGAUCGGGCUAUCCACCGGCUGCUCCAGGUCGAGUGUACCUCAGAAGUUCCUUAAGGAACUAGACCAGUUUGGUGAAGAAAUGUGGAUAUGGGAUGAGAAAUCGAAGGAAUCGAUGCUCGAAACGGAGAUUGUGUAUGGAGCAGGAACUCGAAGUUUCCGCUACCUUAACCCCCGUCCACUCUUGACAGUUGCCUCCCUCAAUGCUCAAUCAACUAGAUAUCUACACUUCUGCUGCUCACCCGAAGACCUCUCUACUUCUUUGGCGAUCCUUUCGGAACCGCGACCAAAAAUUGUUUAUGAGCCCCUUCCUAUUAACUGUAACCCCGCCAAUCUUGUGACUCUCAAAUCCGUACUCCCUCUGAUUGAUGUGUUCUCGCCCAACCAUGAGGAACUUGAAUUAUUCCUCCAAGAGGGCCGUUCGUCCGCCACGAACGGAGGCAAUAUCGAAUCCCUUGUAUCCGUGUACACGGAAUUUGGCUCAAAGACUAUUGUCGUCCGUGCGGGUGCUCGUGGAUGCUUUAUAACGAACAAAAAUCCCAUGUUAGGUACAUGCACCUCGCGUUGGCUCCCGCCGUAUUGGACGGCAGAAGAGGCGAAGGUGAACGUUCGUGAGACAACGGGCGCCGGGAAUAGUUUUCUUGGAGGUCUCUGUGCUGGCAUGGCUAUGGCGGGGGAUGACGUCUUUAUUGGUGCUGCUUAUGGUUCUGUGUCGGCUUCAUUCGUCGUUCAACAGCCUGGACUGCCUAGUCUUUCUCUAGGAAAUGAGGAAAACUGGAACGGAGAGUGUCCUCAGCAACGGCUGAAGAGAUAUUUUCCGUGAUUAACGCAUUAACGAUAUCUUGCACAGGUGAUCUCAAGAACAAGUAAAAGCGGAUCUUUACCUCUGUACCCGCCUCGAUGAGAGCACUUGCGGGCAUACGCUUAGCUGACGUUGAGACUCGACUCGCAAGAACAUAUUAAAAUAAUAUCCGGCCUAAAACCUGAGAACAAGGCUUCUGGGCAUGAGUCCUGGGCUUCUGGCCGGUCGGUUGAG